AUGAGGACACUGUUGCUGCUGCUGCCCCUGCUGCCGCUCCUCCUCCGCUGCUCCGCUGAGGAGGUGCAGCAGCCCGCUGUCAGGGAGUACUUCAUAGCCGCGGUGGAGAUCGGCUGGGACUACAUCCACCUGGACGAUCGGGACAGCGCGUCCGCGCAAAGAGGACGCUCCAAAGCCAUUCCUCAGAAAUACAUCAAGGCUGUCUACAGGGAGUACACGGAUGCUGCGUUCACUGUCCCCAGACCAAGACCAGCCUGGACAGGUAUUCAGGGCCCGGUGAUUGUGGCCCAGGCUGGAGAUAGAGUGGUGGUCCACUUCAAAAACCUGGCGUCUCAGCCCUACAGCAUCAGCCCUGUGGGGAUCACCUACUCGAAGCAGUCUGAAGGAGCUGGCUACGAUGACUCCACGGCAGGUCAGGAGAAGGAGGAUGACGCCGUCCCGCCCGGCGGCUACUACGAGUACGUCUGGGACAUCAGCCCCAAGGACGGCCCAACCGCCAGCGACCCUGACUGCCUCACAUACUCGUACUCCUCCCAGGUGGACGCGGUCCGGGACAUGAACUCCGGACUCCUCGGCGCCCUGCUCAUCUGCAAACCAAGUGCCUUCACGGAGGACGGCCAGAGGCAGUUCCAGGCCUUCGUCCUGCUGUUCGCCGUGUUUGACGAGAGCAAAAGCUGGUACGGCGAGGUGGGGGAGAGGGCGAGCAGGGAGAGGUUCAGGAGAAGCGACGGCAGGAAGGAAUACCACACCAUCAACGGAUACGUCAACUCCACUUUACCUGGUUUAACCAUGUGCCAGGGCCAUAACCCGGUGUCUUGGCACAUGAUCGGGUUAGGCACUACGCCAGAGAUCCACUCCAUUCGCUUCCAGGAUCACACGCUGCAGGUACUGACCCAUCGUAAGGUCACAGUGGAAGUGACUCCGAUGACAUUCAUCACGGCAGAAAUGAGACCUUCAACUAUUGGCCAAUUCCUCAUCAGCUGUCAGAUCCAUGCUCAUCGCUAUGACGGCAUGAAUGCGUUGUUCAGGGUGGAGAAAUGCCCCGAUCCCGUCACCAAGGAACUGCGAAACGUCAAACACGGCGGCCAAGACGGCGAGGAGGGCAGCGAGGAAGACUUCGAUCACACGUCGUACAACACCAUUCAAAUUCUGCCCAAGCAGCAACAGCUGCAAGCCAGAUCCAGCGGAGGACAGCGUUCCAACACCAGGCUCCAUUUUAUUGCUGCUGAGGAAGUCUCCUGGAACUACGCCCCCCACCUGAAACCCACAGACAGUGAACUACAGUCCAGGUAUCUGCCUGCAUCUCCUCACCACCUCGGCUACACGUAUAAAAAGGUUGUGUACGUGGAAUACACGGACGGAUCCUUCACGAAGAGGAAAAACCCCACACAGACCUUGCUGGGUCCUAUUCUGAAGGGAAUGGUCAACCAAGAGAUCCACGUUUUUUUUCGAAACUUAGCCAGUCGUCCUUUCAAUAUCUACCCCAACGGCCUUACCAAGAUCCGUCUGCUGCAUAGCCCCAUGAAUGCUGCUGUGAAUGACCUGCGCUCGCUGGGAGUGCCCCCCAACAAGACGUUAGUCUACACUUGGACGCUAACCCCGGACGACGGGCCCUUGGAGGGGGACCCCAAGUGUCUGACCCAGCUGUAUCAGAGCACCAUCUCCCCAGAGCAGGACCUGGCCUCUGGCUUGGUGGGGACCCUGCUCAUCUGCAAGUACAAAGCUAUUGACACCCGAGGAAAUCUGCGGGGCCCCGACGAGAAUCUGAGUCUGAUCUUUGCGGUGUUUGACGAGAACAGGAGUUGGUACUUUAGGGAAAACAUGCAGAGGUCACUUCAGAGCUCCUACAACGACACGGACCCUGAGUUCUACGAGUCCAACGUCAUCUAUAGCAUAAACGGCGUCAUGUUCAGCAGGCGUCAGUUCGCGGUGUGUCCGACGGACGUCCCCUUCUGGCACGUGGCCCACGUGGGAACCAGGAGCGAGUUCCUCUCCGUCUAUUUCACCGGGAACCUGUUUCAGUACCAAGGCCUCUACCAGUCUGUUCUCACCCUCUUCCCCAUGACGGCCUUAAUCGUACCCAUGGAGACCGAGGUGACCGGUGAGUGGGAGAUCAGUGCCUUUGACAGCAAGCUCAAGAGCCGGGGAAUGAGCAUCCGUUACACCGUCCGUGCCUGCAACGACAAUCCGCUGGUCGACUCUGACAAGGAUGAGGACAUCUCUCCUUAUUUUGACAACAUUGACCAGCCGAGGGGCUUGAGACAUCAGAACGGCACCGUGUUGGUGCGGGUGUGCAGCAACGCCGUCGGCCAAAACGUGACUUCGGCCAAAGACGCGGGUGCCCUGUGUCAGCUGAGGCGAGUGCCGGCGGCGUCAGUGAAACGGGAACAAGUUCCCAUAGACGCAGGGAUCCCGUUGGACGUCCUGGAGAAGGUAGCGAGAGAUGGGAGCUGGAGAGCUGCUGAAAACCAGACGGAGGCAGGAGAAAAGCGAGGCGGGAGGCGGAAACGAGAGGCGGGUGGGAACUGGACGGAGAGCAACGACGUCUCACUAAGUGCCGAAGCACCGGCGAGACAAACGGCCUCGUCUGAAGACCUGACCUCCCCGGAGGAGGACAUGGGAGGAAACUACGUCUAUGAGGGUCUUUCAGAUGAUCUGUUGGACGUUGACUACAACCUCACCGAUGACAACACAACAGAGGUCAAUCUGUCCCUCGAGUAUGACGACUACAACAGCGAGGGGAACGGAUCAUCGGAAACAUUCGUUUCAGUUAACCCACGCUCUGGAGAAACCAGACCGCGUCACUACUACAUCGCUGCAGAGGAAAUCACCUGGGAUUAUGGCAUCAAAAGGCCAUAUCAGCUCAUUAAACCCAGAGAGAUGCGUCGGGGGAUGAGGAAGUUCCUGCCCGAAUAUAAGAAGGUGGUGUAUCGCGCUUACAUGGAUAAGGAUUUCCAGCAGCCCCUCCAAAGAGGAGAGCUUGAGGAACACCUGGGAAUCUUGGGACCUGUUAUCAGAACUGAAGUUAAUGAUCUCCUCACGGUGAUCUUUAAGAACAAGGCAAAGAGACCCUACUCCUUUCAUCUUCACGGUGUGUAUGACCGAAACCAGCAUGUUGGCGCCGCACAGGGCAGCUCGCCCUCUGGUGUUCCCGGAGAACCAGUUCCUCCAGGAGAGUCCCGCAGUUACAGCUGGAAAAUAAUCAAGAAACAAGGACCCUCUGAUCCUGAGUUCAACUGCAAGACUGGAGCUUACUACUCCACCGUGGACAAGGAGAGGGACCUUCACUCCGGUCUGAUUGGUCCACUCGUGGUCUGUAAGUCUGGCACCCUGCAGAAUCAGCCCAACUCGCCGCUAGACAUGCAGGACUUCUCCCUGCUCUUCCACACCUUUGACGAAACUAAAAGCUGGUACCACGAGGAGAACCUGCAGAAGUACUGCACUCCUCCCUGUCAGGCCAACACAGAGGAUCCCUGGUACCACAUCAGCAACAAGUUUGCAGCAAUAAACGGUUAUGUGGCCGAGACCCUUCCCGGUUUGAUCGUGGCCCAGCAUCAGCCAGUGAGGUGGCACCUUCUCAACGUUGGAGGCGACACAGAGUACCACGCCGUGCACUUCCACGGUUUGCCUUUCACUGUCCAGGCUAAACAAGAACACCGUAUGGGCGUCUUCAACCUUUUUCCUGGUGUUUAUGGGACGGUGGAGAUGAAACCCCCCACGGUCGGGACAUGGCUGGUGGAGUGCACCAUAGGAGACUACCAGCUGGCUGGCAUGAGGGCCAAACUCUUGGUCUAUGAUCCACGAUGUGUUUUACCUCUGGGGAUGAAAUCGGGGCGUAUCGAAGACUCCCAGAUUACCGCAUCUGAUCACAGUGGUUACUGGGAGCCGAGGCUGGCGAGGCUCGAUAUGGUUGGUUAUUACAACGCCUGGAUGGGAAAGGGCACCAAACCAUGGCUGCAGGUUGAUCUUCUGAGGCCCACCCUGCUGCAUGGUAUACAGACGCAGGGGGUGAGCUCAAAGCUGAGGGACUACUACACCGCCAUCUUUCAAGUCUCUUACAGCCUUGACCAGACGACUUGGACCACCUACAGAGGGAACGGCUCCAGCCCCCAUAGGUUUCGUGGCAACCUGGACAGCUCCAAGGUAAAGGACAACAGCUUCUCCCCACCCAUCGUGGCUCGCUACGUGAGGAUUCACCCACACAGGAACAAGCAGAAACCCGCUCUGCGGCUGGAGCUGCUGGGAUGUGACCUCAACAGCUGCUCUCUGCCCCUGGGACUUGAGAGGGGGCUGAUUCCCGACAGCAGCUUCAGCGCCUCGUCCUCUCAUUGGUCCCUCCUGCGCAGCUGGAGCCCCAGCCUCGCACGCCUGCACCAGAGCGGCGGAGCCAACGCCUGGAGGCCAAAGAACAACAACCCGCACGAGUGGCUGCAGGUGGAUUUGGGGAAGGUCAAACGGAUCACGGGAAUCGUCACCCAGGGCGCUCGCUCUAUGCUGACCCAGAUGAUGGUGACGGAGUUCUCGGUCACGUUCAGUCAGGACGGCCAUUCCUGGAGCAGCGUGCUGGAGGAGAGCUCUCAGAGAGAAACGAUCUUCACAGGCAACAGCGAUCCAGACGAGGAAGCGUUCGCAGUUUUCCAGCCUCCCCUGUUCGCCCGCUACCUCCGCGUCCAUCCACGGGGCUGGGUCAACGACAUCGCCCUCCGCCUGGAGGUGCUGGGCUGCGACACGCAGCAGGGGGUCGGACCCCCCCGCACGAGCAAACCGGCCACCGCUUCUCACUAGCAUAUUUAACUAGACCCGUGGUUUUUUUUUUGUUGUUUUUUGUUUUUCUGUAUGGUAUGCUGGAGAAUGAGAUAUGUAGCGCCCAGUUAAGUUACGCCUGAAGCUGUUUUCUCUGUAGCCGGAACGUUGUUUACAUUUUAACCUGUUUGAUUUUUUGCCACUGUGAUGUUUGAGGAAGGACACAGCUAAGUUAAGUUUAUAUAGAAAUAAGUUUAUUUUGGGAAGCUCGACUUUCUUUUAUUAUUAUUAUUAUUUUUUUUUAUUUUUUAUUUUUUGGGCACAACAUGGCUGUGCUAACCACCGUUUGAAUGUAAGCAGGUGUACAUAUUUCAGACUUAGAUUGCUGUUAACUGUUUGACUAGUUGUAUAUCAAUGGAAAAGCUGUAUUUUGAUGCUUUAUUUGACAUAAUAAACUAUGAAUUUGA
This is a messenger RNA of Fundulus heteroclitus (mummichog), 5210 nucleotides long. It is a transcript of the gene f8, whose product is annotated as coagulation factor VIII, procoagulant component. The coding region runs from base 1 to 4785 and encodes 1594 amino acids. Gene Ontology annotation, molecular function: copper ion binding; oxidoreductase activity. The transcript is spliced from 27 exons. The record is from RefSeq and is a predicted model, not a curated record. Lineage: Eukaryota; Metazoa; Chordata; Actinopteri; Cyprinodontiformes; Fundulidae.